AAUAAAAAUAUAAGUUUUUAAAAAUACGAAAUUAGAAUUUACUCUAAAUUUGAAUGUUUAAACUUCAAAAACUAAGUUAAGUACGUACCUUUAACUUUAUUUCAAUUUUGUAUUUAUCGAAGUCUAAAGAACUUUUUAGUGGAAAAUGGAUUUUGAUGAUGAUUUGUAUGUAUUACCUGAAUGGCGGGGGAUACCGGCUACUAUUGUUUUAAUUAACAUUAUGGAGGAUAUUAAAACAAAAGUAAUUGCUUACACGGCGACGGGCCGGUUAAUAAGACAAUAUAUGCGUAAUGGAAAUACACAUUUGCUUGGUGUUUUCUUUUAUGGCUUAGACAAUACCGAUUCCUCCGAUAAUGUUGCAACUAUACAAGGACUUUUAGAAGUUAUACCUUUGUCAUUACCAAAUCUUGAAGACUAUAAAAAGUUUAAAAGUCUAAAUUUAACAUCGUAUCAAGAGAGUAAGGAACUGAAAUUAUCUGAUGUGUUAUGGCAUUGUAGUAAAGUAUUCGCGAACUGCAAAAAACAACUUUUAUCCCGCAAAAUAAUAAUGCUUACACAACUCCAUAAAUCUCCAAUGAUGACUGAUCAAAUACCAACUUUGAAAAGGGUAAAAGAUUUAGUUGAUUCCAAUAUUGAAAUAUGCAUUGUCAAUAUCUCUGAAGAAGAAUAUAAAAUUGAUCCUUUUUACAUAAACUUUAUCAAAGAAUCUAUGAAAGGUGAGGAUGUUAUUAUUCCAAAACCUGUUUUUGACUCAUGUGACAUUGAAAACCAGCUUUAUAGAGAAUCCCAUCGCCAUAUGGCUGUUGCAAAUUUGAACUUUGAAAUUGGAGAUGGAUUUUCUAUUGGAGUGGGGGUUUAUACAUUAUUAAAAAAAUCUGGUCAUACUUACCAUAAAAAAGCUGAUUUAGACCGAGUUACUAAUGCUAUAGUAUCUAGUGUGACAAAAACUGUUAAAGUAACUGCUGAUGAUGACUAUGAAGACUCUGGAUCAUCAAAACAAUUACCAUUACUUAAAUCAGAGCUUUUAUUUUAUCAAGAAUAUGGAGGAGAAAGGGUCGAAUUUACUGAGAAAGAAAUGAAAUGUAUGAAAAAUUCAUUUGGCCCACCAAUGUUAAAAUUACUUGGCUUUAAGCCAGCAGUAAUAAUUUGUAAAGAGAAGUGGUUCUUAAAAAUGGGAUAUUUUUUGUUUCCUAAUGAAAAAAUUGUUGAGGGUUCAACUGUAGCAUUCAAAGCAUUACAUAAGGCUUGUUCGGACAUGAAUAUGGUAGCUAUAUGUGUGUUAUGUCCCAGAGUUAAUGCUAGACCUGCUAUUGUAGGUCUUCACCCCUGUAAAAACCCCCUGGAAUUAUCUGUUGAAAUUGGAUUUGAUGUGAUUCACUUACCAUUUGUUGAAAAUGUAAGAGGUUUAAAUAUUCAAGAUGAAACUGAAUCUGUACAAACAGCACAUAAGGUUGUUAUGAAGGACUUGUUGAACUGUCUUCAAUUUAAUUAUAAACCAGAUAUGUUUGAAAAUCCCAAGCUUCAAGCGGAAUAUAGGGCAAUAGAAGCUAUUGCUCUAGAAGAUGAGGAUAUUGAACCUUUUAAUGAUACAACAAAACCAAAUUUAGAAAGGUUUCAAGAUAUUAAAGAAGAUUUAUUUGAAGAAUUAUUUGGGCCAUUUGGUGCUCUAUGUAUUAAAAGGAUUUCAGCUAACAAUACUGGAAGUAGUAGUAGUAUUAUUAAAAGAGCUAAAGUAGAUAGUAUUGACAAUGAUUUAUUAAAGUUAAGAGUUGAGGGUAAGCUUGUGCAUGCAUAUACAGUUGCCCAAUUAAAACAAAUUUUACACCAGAAGCCAAUCAAUGGCUUACCAGCUCUUACUGGAUUAAAAAAGAAUGAUCUUAUUGAAUUAGUUUAUAAGUACUUUGGGUGAAAAUUAAUAUGAUUUCUUGUAAUUAUUUUAUUUAAGUUACACUUAUAUAUACAAAGAACCAUCUGCAGGACCAAUAUGGUGUAUGCCAAUCAAUAAUGCAUCUACUAGUGUCCAUACACCCAGACCACCAAAACUAAAUAGUUUUCCGAUUCCCUCUUGCCAAUGGCCCAAAUAGAAACGAUCAGCCCCAAAUCCCCCAAGUGUUAAUGCUAAAAUCAGAGCAGUUCCCCAUCUUGUACCAGCUGUCCAUGAACACUUUAUUUUUUUCAAAAAUCUUCUCUUUCCUAAACAAAUGAUAUGAUCAGACACUGUGCAAUUUGUUCUGAAAAAGAUAAAUAAUAUAUUAUUACCCCAUCUCUUAAAAAUCAAUAGGGCAGUAAUUUUAAAAAUUAACUCACAAAUAAUAUUUUAUUGGUGACGCCAGUGAAUUACAGUUAGCUUUUUGUUCACAUUGAUGUUCCCAUUUAUCAGUCUGAUAGCAAAAUCUGCAGAUUGAGCUCCUGUUAAAAUUUUUGAUUCCCUGUAAACAUUUUACCAUUAUAACAGAAAUAAUAUUUGUAAACUACUAUUCUGUGAAUGACUUUCUUACCUUUUCUUUUAAUUUAAGCUAAACUAUUCAGAUAUUAUCAGAAAAUGUUAGAAUUUAUUAUUUUGUUUGAUUUGUUUUUACAAUUUAAUACUAAUAUUAUUUGGUCAACACCAUUUGUGAUUUAAUAUGGUUUAAAAUUAUAUGUUGGUAAAGUUAAA
Leptidea sinapis is the source of this 2656-nucleotide messenger RNA. RefSeq names its product X-ray repair cross-complementing protein 5 (gene Irbp). Gene Ontology annotation, molecular function: DNA helicase activity; damaged DNA binding; telomeric repeat DNA binding. The record is from RefSeq and is a predicted model, not a curated record. Bases 146 to 1909 code for a protein of 587 amino acids. NCBI's taxonomy places the organism in Eukaryota, Metazoa, Arthropoda, Insecta, Lepidoptera, Pieridae. Gene Ontology annotation, cellular component: nucleus; Ku70:Ku80 complex. Gene Ontology annotation, biological process: cellular response to X-ray; cellular response to gamma radiation; telomere maintenance. The transcript has a single exon.